Molecule: messenger RNA, 1497 nt
Organism: Oncorhynchus nerka (sockeye salmon)
Lineage: Eukaryota; Metazoa; Chordata; Actinopteri; Salmoniformes; Salmonidae
Gene: mims1a
Product: family with sequence similarity 210 member Aa
Exons: 5
Coding region: 182-973 (263 amino acids)
Cellular component (GO): mitochondrion
Source: RefSeq, a predicted model, not a curated record
CCUAUCACUUGACGUAAUAUUUAUGCGACGUGAGGAUUUUCUGCUGAAUGCCAGAAGGACAAAUCGAAACUUUAGCCUGGGUUGAAAGAACGAAACACCAUGUCGGAUUGUCAACAACUGGAUCAACUUUACUGAACCGUUAUUCAACUAAGAGGGUGGACUUGGCAGCAACAGUAAGAAGAUGCAGCAUCUCUUUAACCAGAGAGCAUUGUGGCAAUCAGCUGCCCUGCGCUCCAUGCUUCUGGGCCCAGUUACCGUGCAGCCGUCCACUAUCUUGGGUCCACGGAUGGCCUCCUACUUCCUCAGGAACUCUUGUCUCAUCCCCAGCCCACGCUGGGUGAGCACAUCAGGAGCAGUGUGGACCACAGCACCCCGUAAGUCCACCACGGAAGAAGGCCAUAGCCAGGCUGACCCAGGCCAGGAGGAUAUCCUGGGGGACCAGUCCAUUGGGCUGGUCCAGAGGUUUAGGAGGACUCUAAAGCAGUAUGGGAAGGUCAUGAUUCCCCUUCACCUCAUCACCUCCUCCAUGUGGUUCGGGGCGUUUUACUAUGCUGCCAUGCAGGGUAUAAAUGUGGUUCCGUUUCUGGAGUAUGUUGGAUUCCCAGAGAAGCUUGUUAAGCUGUUGGAGCAUUCCCAGAGUGGCUAUGCACUGACUGCGUAUGCCAUGUACAAGAUUGCCACCCCAGCCAGGUACACCGUGACAUUAGGGGGGACAUCCCUCUCGAUCAGGUACCUCCGUAAACAUGGCCACAUGACCACCCCACCGCCUGUUAAGGAGUAUCUGCAGGACAAGAUGGAGGAGACCAGGGGACGCCUCUCUGAGAAGAUGGAGGAGACCAAGGACAGGUUCUCUGAGAAGAUGGAAGAGACCAGAGAUCGUCUGUCGGGGAGGAUUGGGGAUAACAAGGACAAGUUGGCAGAGAAACUCCAAGAGACCAAAGACAAAGUGUCUUUCAGAAAGAAGCCGGAGUAGAUACCAUGUUAAUUCCUGGAUAUAAUGAAGUAUAUGUUCAUAUGGCCACUAUAGCCCUUCAAAAGGAUGGGUGGACACAUCGCCCUAAACUGACUUCAUCAGACACCACAUACACAUAACAUCUAAGCAUUUCUCUUCUCACCUCCACGUCUGCUUGACUGCAAAUAGCAAAGGUUACAAUGGAUCUGGUAAGUAAGGAGAAAAAUAGUUAUAUGAAGUUUAAAAGUAGGAAAAAUUACAUAUGUUGAAAAAUGGGUGCUAUAUUUUCUGGGAAAUAUUUGGAUGAAGGAGUGAUUCCAGAAGAACAUGGUAUGUGUGGUAGAAGAGUGGGCUUUGAAUUGUUUCACUGCAGAAGUAGACUAUUUAACACUUAAUGUCCCCAGUCAGUCACAACCACAACAUUCACACUGUUACAAGAAGGUUAUAGUUGUUUUUACAACGUUAUAUUGAGAGAUGUAUCUGAAAUAUUAAAAAGUACUUGUCGUCCAUUGGCUUUCCAAUUAAAACUGAACUGUUCACAGUAA